Messenger RNA from Lates calcarifer (barramundi perch), 1849 nucleotides. RefSeq names its product homeobox protein HMX1-like. Gene Ontology annotation, molecular function: DNA-binding transcription factor activity, RNA polymerase II-specific; RNA polymerase II transcription regulatory region sequence-specific DNA binding. The coding region runs from base 53 to 709 and encodes 218 amino acids. The transcript is spliced from 2 exons. The record is from RefSeq and is a predicted model, not a curated record. Lineage: Eukaryota; Metazoa; Chordata; Actinopteri; Centropomidae. Gene Ontology annotation, cellular component: nucleus. Gene Ontology annotation, biological process: negative regulation of DNA-templated transcription; regulation of transcription by RNA polymerase II.
GGGUGAAGUCCGAAAAUCGUGUUUAAAAGUGACUUUGUUUUCUUUUCUCUCCAUGUUCUUCCCAGGUCCCGGGGUCAAGGCCACCUACUCGGAUGAACGCAGAGAAGCUCUGCUAAGCAACGACCGGGAUUCACCGACUUUAACGGCGGGGCGGGCGGAGGAGAACGAUGAACCUGAGGAGAAGGGAGACGAUAGUUUGACGGAUGACAGAGAGGACGACGCGCGCUCCCCCUGCCUCUCUCGAGAGAACAGUAGUGACCCAGGUGACACAAAAGUGGCACGAAAGAAGAAAACCCGCACCGUGUUCAGCCGCAGCCAGGUCUUCCAGCUGGAGUCCACUUUCGACCUGAAACGCUACCUGAGCAGCUCGGAGCGGGCCGGGCUGGCCGCCUCACUGCAGCUCACCGAGACCCAGGUGAAGAUCUGGUUUCAGAACCGCAGGAACAAGUGGAAGAGGCAGAUUGCCGAAGACAUGGAGGCUAGCAGCAGCACAGCAGCAGUAGCCGUUCCCUACGCCACGCAGAGGGUCGUCAGGGUUCCCGUGCUGUAUCGCGAGAGCGUCAGCACACCUGUGACGCUGACCAGCCUGCCCCAAGCCUCGCCAUCCGUGGUUGGCUUCUCUAAUUCUAUUAAUUAUCCAUUGACUGCUCACUUCACCCAUCCAGUGUCGUUUGUAACACCACAGAUGUCCGGACUGGUGUCACUUUAAGGGUGGAGGAGACAUUAAGGCUACUCGGCUUAGCCUUCUUGUGACUCUUCGGACAACAAUGAGUCAAAUAAAGAUAUGCAAAAAUUAACCUCUGCUAACGCACCGGGGAUAAAUCAUCCAGUUAUUUACUGUCUCUUUUGGAUUUUUUAUUGAAGCAACUUAAAUAAGUACAUCCGAGUUUAGAUUAAGGUGAAUCACUCAUCAAUCAAUCCUCAAAACAAGACAAUUUCUCCAUAGUAGCAGUGCUUUUCUCAAUUAAUUUUAAUAACCUGUCAUUUUUUAAAGAUUCACUGCUAGAUUUAAUAACAGUGAUAGAUAUUUUUUGACCAUUUAAGUUGCCCACAGUGUUGUCCUCAGGCCUAAAUGAAGACGUGAUCACACAGGAUUUUGAUAUAGCUCUAUUUUGUGAUGUUUUGUUCAUAAUUGUGUGGAUGACCCACGUGCAUAUUGGAACAAAUAAGGGUCAGUAAUGUUUUAGGCUUGUGGAAUUAUGUUCAAAAGUAAUUUCAAACAUUGUGAUUGGACAUCAGCUGAUAUAUACCUGCGACAAAACUCUGCAUAAGAAAUACCAGCUGAAGAGCAAAUUUGGGAAUGCUGAAAUAUUAAUGUGUGCACAUGUGAUAUCAAUUGAGAGGUUACACACACAAAAAAAGCAUUUGUGAACGCCUGAGUACAGAUUCAAAGCAUAAAACCAUGAAACUCAAAGUUCCCACACUGUGUGUGACGCUGAAUUCACAUUCAAACACACUUUACAGGUAAGGAUUUUAGCUCUUUACAGACAAAAUCACUGCCACAAUUUACACAUUAAAUUUCUUGUGUAACCUCACUGUGCAACUUUUCCACGUGUUCAAAUUUUGCCGCAGGUUUUCAAAUUCAUCUGAACAUUUUUUCCCAAGUUCUAGAAUAAUUUGACCCUUAUUUAACCUUAUACACAUAACAUGGGAAUAGAUUGCACUGUAUGACUGGACUGCUCCUCAAAGUGUAGAAACUUGAUCAUUGAUGAAAAGGCAUUUUGGUGUUUGUGACUUCUGAUAGCUGUGAGCAUGGGCACAUAUUAGCAAUAAUCUUUGAUUUACACAUUUGUUUUAUUUAAGAAGAUUUUAAUACAGACUUUUGUACACUGAUGUGUUCACGUGUGAA